This is a messenger RNA of Colletotrichum aenigma, 1209 nucleotides long. RefSeq names its product Ketol-acid reductoisomerase. Gene Ontology annotation, biological process: L-valine biosynthetic process. NCBI's taxonomy places the organism in Eukaryota, Fungi, Ascomycota, Sordariomycetes, Glomerellales, Glomerellaceae. Gene Ontology annotation, molecular function: ketol-acid reductoisomerase activity. Bases 1 to 1209 code for a protein of 402 amino acids. The record is from RefSeq and is a predicted model, not a curated record. Gene Ontology annotation, cellular component: mitochondrion. The transcript has 5 exons.
AUGGCCUCCCGCGGUUUCUCCAAGGCUCUUCGCCCCAUGGCUCGCCAGUUGGCGGCCAAGCCUGCUACCCAGCAGCGCACCUUCGUUGCUGCCCGCAGCCUGGUUCGCGCCUCUGCUCAGGUCUCCAAGGCCUUCGCCGGCCAGCAGCAGACCCGUGGUGUCAAGACCAUGGACUUCGCCGGCCACAAGGAGGACGUCUACGAGCGUGCCGACUGGCCCCAGGAGAAGCUCUUGGAGUACUUCAAGAACGACACCCUCGCCCUCAUCGGCUACGGCUCCCAGGGCCACGGCCAGGGUCUUAACCUCCGUGACAACGGCCUCAACGUCAUCGUUGGUGUCCGCAAGAACGGCCAGUCCUGGAAGGACGCCCAGCAGGACGGCUGGGUCCCCGGCAAGAACCUCUUCGAUGUCGAUGAGGCCAUCUCCCGCGGUACCAUCGUCAUGAACCUCCUCUCCGACGCUGCUCAGUCCGAGACCUGGCCCGCUAUCAAGCCCCAGCUCGUCAAGGGCAAGACCCUCUACUUCUCCCACGGCUUCUCCCCCGUCUUCAAGGAUGUCACCAACGUCGACGUCCCCAAGGACAUUGACGUCAUCCUCGUCGCCCCCAAGGGCUCUGGCCGCACCGUCCGCUCCCUCUUCCGUGAGGGCCGUGGCAUCAACUCCUCUUUCGCCGUCUUCCAGGACGUCACCGGCAAGGCCAAGGAGAAGGCCCAGGCUCUCGGUGUCGCCAUCGGCUCCGGCUACCUCUACGAGACCACCUUUGAGAAGGAGGUCUACUCCGACCUGUACGGCGAGCGUGGCUGCCUCAUGGGUGGUAUCCACGGCAUGUUCCUUGCCCAGUACGAGGUCCUCCGUGAGCGCGGCCACUCCCCCAGCGAGGCCUUCAACGAGACCGUCGAGGAGGCUACCCAGUCUCUGUACCCCCUGAUCGGUGCCAACGGCAUGGACUGGAUGUACGAGGCCUGCUCCACCACCGCCCGCCGCGGUGCCAUCGACUGGACCCCCAAGUUCAAGGACGCCCUCAAGCCCGUCUUCAACUCCCUGUAUGACGCCGUCAAGGACGGCUCCGAGACCAAGCGCUCCCUGGAGUACAACGGCCAGAAGGACUACCGCCAGAAGUUCGAGGCUGAGAUGGAGGAGAUCCGCAACCUGGAGAUCUGGAGAGCCGGCAGAGCCGUCCGCUCUCUGCGUCCCGAGAACCAGAAGUAA